UCCAAUUCAAAAUCUUUUGUGUGGCCUGACGCUGCAGUACUUUUGCUUGUUGAAUUAUAUAGAGAAAGAGAGCAAGAAUUUAAUACCGGCAUGAAAAGACACAAUAUCAUUUGGGGAGAGAUUGCUGCCCAAAUAAAAGAAACUGACAAAAAGUAUAUAGUUACUGGUCUUCAAUGCUCAACAAAAUUUGCUGGCCUCAAACGGACAUAUAAAAAUAUAUAUGAGCAGAAUAAAAAAAGUGGUAACUCCCACAGUAGUUGGGCUUUUUAUUCAGUAAUGGAUUCAUUACUUGGUGAAAAGGCAUAUAUACAACCUCCAGCUGAAGCGUCCAGCGAAGGUCCAUCACAACCGAUACUAUCUACAUCAGGAUCUUUAUCUCCAGCGAGUUUCUCAGAGGAUUUACGAAGUGCGCCUAAAAAAAGACGAGUUGAGAAUAUUCUAGAAAAUUAUAUUGAUAAUAUAAAGCAAGAAAGGGAGACUACAAAAAAAGAGCGAGAUGAAGAAAGAAAGAAAAAAGAAGAAAUUAGAGAAGCAAAAUAUGAAGAAAAGAAGAGAGAGCGUGAAAAAAUGCAUCAAGAUAACAUGGAGGUACAGAAAUCACUACUUGCCGUCCUGCAGAAUUUUGCAAAUAAAAAAAAUACGCAAACCAACCUGGGCGAGGCUGGAUUAAGAUGCGCGAAAAAUGUGCCUGAUAGAGUCAUAUUUAAAUGCACAGGGUAUUACUUAUUAAUUCUCGCCCACUAAAUAGAUAGCGUUAUUUCUUAUCAAAAAUAAGUUGAAAA
Molecule: messenger RNA, 782 nt
Organism: Nylanderia fulva
Lineage: Eukaryota; Metazoa; Arthropoda; Insecta; Hymenoptera; Formicidae
Source: RefSeq, a predicted model, not a curated record